Messenger RNA from Cebus imitator (Panamanian white-faced capuchin), 1326 nucleotides. RefSeq lists its product as uncharacterized. The record is from RefSeq and is a predicted model, not a curated record. The transcript has 2 exons. Lineage: Eukaryota; Metazoa; Chordata; Mammalia; Primates; Cebidae. Bases 20 to 583 code for a protein of 187 amino acids.
CGUGUGACGUCCACUCCACAUGACGGGGGCGGGGGGCGGGGGGCGGGCGCUGGGGGGCGGGGGCGGCGGGCCAGGCCCUCCCCGCGCUUCUCCGCCCCUUCCCGCCCCGCCCACAGCCCUCCUCCUGGCAGCCCAGCAACAAGCGGCCACCGCCCCCACCCCGGGGCGGGCAGGUUCCGACCUGAAUCCGAAAGUGCUUCUAAAUCCCAUGCUCCACAGGAGGUUCGGAGGGGGAGGCGCUCGGUGGGGACUGCUGCGUGCCCAUGUAGCCGAACCGACUAGAAUAAAAGCGUGUCCACGUCUACAUGACACAUCUGUGCAAAUGCAGAAGCCUGCGGAUGCUCGGGGCUGGCCAGACUUCAGUGUGCAGACACAUGGGCUCAUGCACGCGCGCGCGCUCACACACACUCACAUCCCAAAUUACCUCCGGGAUGGAGAAAGCCGCAGCGGAUUGGCCAGCAGAACCGUCACUCACGCCCAGGGGGCAGGGACACUUCGCAAAGCUGUUUCCUUUUUUUUUUUUUUUUUUUUCUCCCUACCGUUUCAUUUAAUGGUAAAACAACAGCAGAGCUCUGAAAGUUAGCCAUCUGCGCGGAGUUUGCCUUCUUUAAGGAGGGAGGCGUCAGACGAUACCAUUUAAAUAUAUUUUGUACUUCCACAAAGGAUGGAAAGGGAAAUUAACGAUGGGAGUGGAGGCGGAAAGGGAGCUCCGAGUAAGAAGGAGGGGUCAUCCCGCGGGGGGAGGGGGGCCGGGGGCCGACGCAGGGGAAAGAGUUGUUCUCCACACCGAAGAGGGACUUUGACCUUCCAUUGAUCUCGAAAUUAAAAAAUGUUUUUCACAGGUCAGAUUGUAACCAACACUCGUUCCUAAUUUAUGAACUCGUCGUUUUGAUUUUAUUAUUUGGCAUGCGCCAGCAAUCGUGUUUCCUUAAGAAAGAACUGACCUAUUUUUGGCUGGAGAUAAACGAUCAUGUUAACAGAUGUUAAUCUUGUAAUCUGUUUUUCCUGUAAGCACUUUACCUACCCGGGUUUCAGACCUUAAAAAUAACAUCUUUUCCAAAAAGACCUGACGUCACAAUUGACUCCCUGAAAAAUCACACUCCCCCUCCAGUUUCUUCCCCUGCAAUGAUUUCAAAGACGUUCAAUCUUUUCCACUUUAUAAAUGCUGAUCUGUUCUGCCUCUACUCCCACAGGCUUUUAUUUGCAUUUCAAAUUCCACAGGUUACACCAGUCGCCUUUUCAAAAAAAUAUAAACCAACAAUGAAGCAGCAAAUGGCUUUUUGUGCAUCUGGAUUAAAUAAAACACAGAAUGGAUAUAUUUAAAAA